Molecule: messenger RNA, 1428 nt
Organism: Recurvomyces mirabilis
Lineage: Eukaryota; Fungi; Ascomycota; Dothideomycetes; Mycosphaerellales; Teratosphaeriaceae
Exons: 6
Coding region: 1-1428 (475 amino acids)
Biological process (GO): positive regulation of transcription by RNA polymerase II
Cellular component (GO): nucleus
Molecular function (GO): DNA-binding transcription factor activity; transcription cis-regulatory region binding
Source: RefSeq, a predicted model, not a curated record
AUGACAAGACAAAGAGUUGGAAAAGCAGCUUGGUAUGAACCAGAGCUCCCUAUUCUGGGCUACGACGCUGAAAGGUCGAACGCAGCCAGACAUGCCGUGCUAGACACUUCGAUUGCGACAAGGCCCAACCAGUCUGCCGGCGCUGCAGCGACAGUGGUCCCGGCUUUCAACGUCCGAUUUCGACCGCGCAGCAAUUUUUCCGUAGGUCGAGGUAAGUUCAGUGCUGGUCCCCAGCAGAAAUGGGCCGAGACUCGGAAGACCUUAACUUUCGUCGAUGAAACGCAAAGUGUGGGCAAUGAGCCUCUGCCAACUCCAUCCUCCGCAACGUCUUCGGCGGAUGCCGGUCUGGGAACAACAACAUUGCCGGUGACAGAUGAUCAUGGCGCCCAACUUGACCCGCAUGCUGUCGAGACGAUCCAGUUCAUGCCUCACAAAAGCCCACUGCAACCUGUACUUCCAAAUGACGUCGGUUCUCAAGACUACGACGACACCGCCGUCAGGAUCCGUGACCUACCAUGUCAAUCUACUGUCAACGACACCUACCCAGUCUCUUUCCAUGACCCGUUGUCGAGUCCCAUAAGUCCAUGUCGAGCCGGGUCACUCUAUGUUGAACCCUAUCACAAGAAUCUCAUUGGAUACCGAUUUAACGAACUUCUCCAUUAUUUCAAGGUGGCGGUUGGAUCAGUUUGGUUCGACGUAGCAGAUCCGGAGUUCACAAGAGAGGCUCUGCGUCUCGCUCCGCUUUGCCCUUUGCUCCUCUACUCCAUGCUAGCUACAGCGGCAAUACACAAAAGUCGCUUCGCCGACGAUCCCAUUAUUGCGAGAGAUUGUGCUGCCGAAGCAGACCGCCAUCACGGCCUAUGCGUAAGUCUGCUACUACCAAUGCUGCAAGAUAGGGAAUCGAUCACCGACGGAGCCUUCCUUGCAUGCUCAACAAUCCUCCGCUUCUACGAAGAGAUUAGCGCUCCAGUCCAUGGAAGGGACGAUGCACGCCACCUUCUAGGCGGCUACGCAUCAGUUGAAGCGACGACAACCGAGUCACAGAGCUAUACUGGACUGAGCGAUGCAGCCUUCUGGGUACACCAGAGGCAAGACGUCUACAAUGCACUGAUCAAUCAGAGGAUCCCUAAAACAGACCUCUCCCAAGCACGCCUUGAUCGCUCCAUGACUCCUGCGGAUGAAUGCGUAUGGGCAAAACGUGCAACUUGCCUGAACGCUGAUGUUGUCGAUUAUUGCUUCGGCAUCGAUUCAGGAUCCGUGCAGAAGUAUCAUGCCAUUGUGGAUAGGUUGGAAGAUUGGCACCAGAACCUACCCGACACUUUUCGCCCAGUAUACUAUCGGGAGAGAGAAUCCGACAGCGCACGCUUCUUUCCAGAGAUUUGCCUGCUCCUGGAUUGUUGUAGUCAGUCUGUCCGCUUUCCUUUGUAG